Messenger RNA from Trypanosoma brucei brucei TREU927, 4932 nucleotides. RefSeq lists its product as hypothetical. The transcript has a single exon. Gene Ontology annotation, cellular component: exocyst. The record is from RefSeq and is a predicted model, not a curated record. Bases 1 to 4932 code for a protein of 1643 amino acids. NCBI's taxonomy places the organism in Eukaryota, Euglenozoa, Kinetoplastea, Trypanosomatida, Trypanosomatidae. Gene Ontology annotation, biological process: exocytosis; Golgi to plasma membrane transport.
AUGGGAGACGAGAAGGGGCACGAUGUUUACGUCGACCUAACGAGCUGCGCCUUUGACCCCAAAACAUACAUUAGCCGCAUGUAUGCCAAUGCAUCACACGAUGACCUUCAGCAGGAGUUACUUGUCUCCGUCGAUUCUGAGGCGGAGGCCGCCGCCACUGCGCUGCAGCAACUCUUGCGUGAUAGCGUGAGCACAUUUGUUGUCUCGAAGGAGACCCUCGACACCAUGUACAAUAACGACGCGGAUCUUUUCACUGGUGAUGCGGUUGGUUCGCUAGCUAAUUCCUUUCGUAAAGCGGUUGAAGAUGGGGAAGCUAUUGUUGCCCCGACGAUGGAGUUGUUUCAAUCCCUCUGUGCAUGCAAAGUAACUAGGGAACGACUUGCGAAGUUUAUAACCGUGUGGAAGGUACCCGGUGUCAUAUAUGAACACUGCGGGGCUCGUGUGCCAAGGCGACGGUCCGAAUUGCAACACGACCACCAGCGGCUGCAGGACCUUCAAGAGGAUCAAAUGGCGUCUUCGAGGGCGACACGAUUUUCAAAGGGACAAAGCUUUUGUGAGACGGAGGAUGACACGAGGGAUGAGGUGUACUCCGCCACUGGUUCCGCAUUUCCACCAGCAGCAACAGCAAGCACGAGGGAUGACAAUUCGUCCGUUAGGUGUAUUGAUGACGACGAGAAGCAAGCGAGGCAGCGUAUUUCGAGGGGAGCACUGGAAGACAUUGCGUUUGAUGGUGGUGAAAGUAGUGAAUACGUUCUACUUGACAACGAGGAGCUUGAGAAUUGGUACGGCACACCGUUGGCCCGUCGCCGCGAUGGUGACACAAGCGAUGGCCGUAGUAAUUUCGAGGCCGCUGUGCUGAAUUUGCGGCGUGCGAUGGUUUACCUAGAGGAGAACUGUAACUUGGAAGAUGCGGUUAUGCUAGGUUUAGAAGAGGGGGAUGAAAACAACACCAGUGGUAGCACUGGUCUUUCUGAGCAGCAGCAACGGGGGAGCAUCACCAUUACUUAUCGGUAUGCAUUGGCACUUCUUCGUGCUGCUCUUUACCUUAACGAUCGGAUGGCACUAGAAUUGCAGCACGUAAGUGCGACCGAUACUGUCCUCAUUGAAGACAUGCUAUCCGGAAUGAUGGAUGUGUCGAUCGCAGCUGUGAAACUGCGCCACUUCUGCUGGGUUGCUAGGGGGAAAUUACCCUCCAGUGCCAAGCACAAUGAAGCUAUUUUGGGGCUUCGGCAAGAACUCCAAGUGAUUGAGAACGAAAGCCGUUGCUCCGAUGAUGAGGGGAAAGAAGACGGCAACUCGGAUGAUGAUAUACCGGCGGAGCCAGCCUUGAGGAACGUUAACGUCAAUCAAGGUGAAGAAAUUUGGGGGACAAAAUGCGAUGGGGAAGAAGCAGUACUUCUACGUGUUGACGGUAGCGGAAAUACCUUGCCAGCCAUUUCCAAUAACAAUAGCAGAGGUGAGACCAAAGUGGAGCACCCACUGGAGUAUUACUUGAGGGUCAUACGAAAUCAACACGUACGAACAAUGGAAAGCACCGCACGUCGCCUCUGCCAAGAAGCCGAUGAGUGGAUGCAAAAGUUUAUGCCGACUGAUAGCAGCGAGAACGGUGCCGCAGGCAAUUGCGGGGAUGCGGACUUUGCCGCGUCGUGCGCUCGAAUGUGUGCUAAUCCGGACAUGGAUUUCUCUAGCACAUUGAAGCGAGUGGCCAGCUGUGACUGGCUAGACUCGCCGUUGGAUAUGGAUGGGAGCAUAUGCAACCUAAAGGAUACAGCCACGAUGUUCAACAGUCGCAACAUGUUGGCGGCCCUUAGCGAGGGCACGGUGUCUGACCGUAUUAAAGUGGGUGGUUUUGAUGUGGACAUGGGUGAGUCCGAUGCGGUCCAGCGUGCUGAGGCAAUUCUCGAAGCAUUCCGUACUCCUGAAAGGGAUUUCGAGCGUUUUACAACUUUUAGUAUUGGCAGGGUAGAUAUGAGCAACGUGCUGGAGUGCUCAGCAACGCAGUUGCGCAUGUAUAGUGCGGCUUUACUAACUCAGCUGGAGGACCGUGCUGGGAUGGAGGCAAACGUACAAGCACACACUGCAGCGGGUGCCGCAAGCACGUUUGCUGAUCGCCUCUUCACUGCCUGCGUUGAUCAGCUAGAGGUUAUUUUAGUAUCGUAUUGGGGUGGUAUAGCGGAGGAAGUUCAUGCGGGUAUGUUUGACUUCUCUCCGGACCCAAGUAGUAUGUUGUACCGAAUGCUCAAUGGACCGGCGCUGCAUGAAAAAGUGAAUGUGCCCAUGACAAGAGUACGAGGGGGAGGAGGCGGUGGGAAUUCUUGCGAGGAGGAGCUACCAUCUCUUCGGUAUGUUCCCGUGGUGCAUGACAAGGGCCCGUCACUGCGGGAGUUAUCAGUAAGCGCUGUGAGACAGGUUGUGCGCCUGACAAGCGACAUUUUGCAAGCCCUGUUGCUCACCAAUGUGAAUCGUACCGUACUACAGUGCUUUGUACGUACAAUGUCCUCUUAUCGUCCCCGAGAUUUGGUCGGUGAUGAUUCCAACUGCGAAGUUGACAGGGAUGCUUACGACUCCGUUGAGGAUGAGCACGCUGAGCUUCAUGCAGCCCUGCUAGUAGAAGUAAUUGUUGCCCAGUGGGAAAAGGCGAUGUUGCACGUGAGCGGCGCUGUCCGCCGAAUGAAGGUGGUAAUUGGUGAAAGUUGUACGUCAUCCUUGGUGCAGGGAGGCACGCAAGCGCAUCAGGUAGGUGAACUGAUGCAGGAACUUGAGGAGCUGCGCUCUAACCUGUUUCGAUGCUAUACACACGGAGUGGGUAUGCUUGUCAAAGCAUACGUGACGCUGCUGCCAUCGUUACAACCGUCAAUCGCGAAGGCAUCGAAGCCAGCGGAGGUAAAUGAGGCAAGCAUUAAUGAGUAUAAUGAUAUUCAUAGUGCCAACGGCGGUAAGAACGCGGGCGCACAUAGUUCCGUUUGCGCACGAGUAAGUAGGGAGUUUGUUUCGUCAGUGUUAACGAAUAAGUUUCUGAACCUCAUUUCUUUUGUUGUGGAUCGCACAGCACCAUUUUUACAGAGGUUUGAUGAAGUACAUGGUGGGAUCGAUCUCUUUGUUGAGAAAGCUGAACGGCUUGAAGGGGAAGGGAACUACCGCCGACGAAGAAGGAAAGCACAGGGAGAGUACAACAACCCAGGCGAUAAGUCUAAGGUUUCCGGAGCGAACAAGCAGCGGCUGGAUGAUACAGAUCAGCAGCUUGACGCGACCAGCACUUUUAUGGCAGAAAGCAACAGCAAGUUAGUGCUUAAACACGUGGCGGAGCAUGAGGACAUGCUUCUGGCCUUAAUUGCGGACAUUUUGCUCGUGUUUGUUGACGCGCUUCACCACAAAUGCCAACGUGUUUCACUAGACGUUGAGGCCGCUCCUGAGACAUGCGAAUGCGCAAUCAUGGAGAGUCUUGCAGACGCUUUGUGCCUGUCUAUGGCGGUGACGCCCAUCAUUACUAACGAACUCAUUGUUCCGUGUUUGUUGGAUGUUGUUGUGCGGUUAAACUCUGACCCAAAAACCUCUCGUGGUUCCGUGCUCAUGAUCAAGCAGAAGACUGCGGACUUCCGGAAGGUUCACCUUGCGCUUGUGGAAGAGCAUUGCCAACUUCUUGUUGAUGCUCUGCUCGGCAUGCUUGCCUCGGCGCCACAGCAGCGCAUCACACGUGUCGUCCAGGAUGCUGGGUUCAUUCAUCCAAUGAUGGAUUGGCAGCGAGUUUCCCCCCUGACAGCAGGUGCAGUUCGUCCGUACGUUGGUAGGAGCUUCGCUCUCAUUGCUCGUGCACACGAACAAAUACACUGGCUUCGGCAGCCGAUGCUCGCAGCCGCCAUAACGCAACGACUCGUUGCACAUCUUGCGAUGGUGUUCGUGGCGGCAACAACACCCAAUGGAAAUGUGUUCGAGAUAUCACUGGACUGCAGCACUAGCUUCCUUACCUAUGGGCUUCUUCUAAUCGAGGCUGAGGGGCGCACAAUCCUCAAUGUAACGAAAGCCAUCAUACAAAGUGUUACCGAGAAUCCAUGUGCCGGGAGCGUACUACCCGAGCUCACCUCAGCCUAUGAAGUGUUACAGAGCACUGUAGCCGCCUUGGCAGAGCGAGGGUUUGCGGCAUAUAAGUCGUUAGAGGAAGCGGAGGCUCUGCGGAGUAGCCAGGGACCACUUCUCAACACAAUGCAGGGGAGUAUGUUGAUGUCUUCCCAGCGCGCGGAGCGGUGCGAAGCGAUGGUGGAAAGUGCCCUUCAGAAUUCGAGAUUUAUUGUGGAGGCGAUGCUAACUCACGUUAAAGAAAGUAGCCAAGGUGGUCGAUAUCAUGCGAUGGCAUUUGCACCACUUGGGAGUAGCGUUGCUGAAAUCGUAGCGGAGCGCUUGGCGAAGCGAAAGGAGGGCUACCACCGGACCAAAGGCCCUCAGAAGCAAAAAGAGAAGGAUGUAAGGUUCGUUGGAGAAAAAGAACGCUCAGUGGAGGAAGCGCCUCACGAGGCGGUGGCGGCAUCAGCAGUGAAGGUGUCGUCGCGUAGGAAGACGAGCAGGAUAUUAGACGAUAGUAAGACGUCUGCAGCGGACGAUCCGUUAGAGGGAACUAUCAGAGACCAACCAAUAACGAAGCGGUUGAGUGUUUUACGGUACGCAGUAGUGCAGGAGGAGCGCCGGGCUGCAGAAACUGAGGCAACAGCUACGCAAUCCAAGCAAACAGACUCCCAAUCAAGGCAGGAUGAUUCACUUGAUAGAGGACAUGAGCGUUCACUAAGCUCUGUGAAGGCCCGCAACAGUCAAAAGCGGCGACAUGUUUUAAGUUCUUCGAUAGCGGACGGGGACACUUUUUUGCCAUCAGCUGCUGCCACUACCCCAUUUGGUGGUGGUAAAACAUCUACCCGUGCUUUCAAGAGAUCAAUACUACAUUGA